Molecule: messenger RNA, 627 nt
Organism: Eremothecium sinecaudum
Lineage: Eukaryota; Fungi; Ascomycota; Saccharomycetes; Saccharomycetales; Saccharomycetaceae
Gene: BET3
Product: TRAPP complex core subunit BET3
Exons: 1
Coding region: 1-627 (208 amino acids)
Biological process (GO): endoplasmic reticulum to Golgi vesicle-mediated transport; intra-Golgi vesicle-mediated transport
Cellular component (GO): TRAPP complex; cis-Golgi network membrane; cytosol
Source: RefSeq, a predicted model, not a curated record
AUGAAUACUGCAUCGUCAUCCUCAAAUGCUGCACAGUCUAGUGCUUCCACUGCGAGUAAUCCAUCUAAGUCGCUCAAGACAUUUGGUGAAAAUAUCUGGAAAACAAAAACAGCUAAGGUAAAUGCUGAAUUGUUCACACUUACAUAUGGUUCUAUCGUCUCACAGCUGACAAAUGACUAUCAGAGAGACUAUGCAAAGAUUAAUAAUCAAUUAUAUGCAAUGGGCAUAUCAAUAGGCACUAGGCUGAUAGAAGAUUUUGUAGCCAGGACAGCUUUACCACGAUGCGAGAAUAUGGUUCAAACUAGUGAAGUUAUUAGUAAAGUCGCAUUUGUAGUAUUCUUGAAUAUCAAUCCGCAGGUGACGAAUUGGAGUAAUAAUAAAGAUGCAUUUUCCCUGAUCCUGGACGAGAAUCCUUUGUCCGAUUUUGUUGAAUUACCUAUAGAUGCUAUGAAGGACUUAUGGUACUCAAAUAUAUUAUGUGGUGUUCUGAAGGGUGCACUGGAAAUGGUCCAGUUAGAUUGUAAAGUUUGGUUUGUAAGUGAUAUUCUACGGGGUGAUCCACACACUGAAUUACGCGUCAAAUUGAAUAGAGUUCUAAAGGAUGAAAUACCUGCAGGCGAAGAUUAG